AUGGCGGAUACUAUUUUGGGACAAAAUAAUGCUAAGUGGGAUGAAUAUGCACACAUUAAAUUCAUUGAAUUAUGUGAGCAAAAAGUUAGAAAAGAAAAUAGGCCAAACACUUACUUGUCGAAAGAUGGAGGGAAGAAUAUGUUAAUGAGAGGUGAGACAGGUUUAGGAUGGGAUCCCACAAGAAAAAUUAUUAUUGCAGGUGAUGAUUGGUGGGAGCAAAAAAUAAAGGAGAAUUCUAAAUACAAAAAAUAUAGAAACAAAGACCUCUCUCUGAUAUGGUUCCGUUCUGAUGCUCUAUUUACUGAUAUUAUUGCCACUGGAGAGAGAGCACGUGCAGCGAAUCAAGAACAAGAGUCUGAAGUUGGGUUAGAACAAGAUGAUGAUGGAACAAAUAAUGUUUAUGAUAAUGACGUAGAACAAUGGAAUAAUGAAAGGAGUGAUGAAAGUUACGACUUGCAGAAUAUAGAUUCAAUUACAUUCCCCAAGCCAUCACUUAGAAAGUGA
This is a messenger RNA of Nicotiana tabacum (common tobacco), 504 nucleotides long. The record is from RefSeq and is a predicted model, not a curated record. NCBI's taxonomy places the organism in Eukaryota, Viridiplantae, Streptophyta, Magnoliopsida, Solanales, Solanaceae.